Trichoplusia ni (cabbage looper) is the source of this 1533-nucleotide messenger RNA. RefSeq lists its product as uncharacterized. The coding region runs from base 1 to 1533 and encodes 510 amino acids. Lineage: Eukaryota; Metazoa; Arthropoda; Insecta; Lepidoptera; Noctuidae. Gene Ontology annotation, molecular function: catalytic activity. The record is from RefSeq and is a predicted model, not a curated record. The transcript is spliced from 4 exons.
AUGGCGCAAUUCCAUUUCCUCCAGGGCAACAUCAAUCACUCUGCCAGAGCUCAGGAUCUUCUACUCCAGAGCAUGGCAGAGUGGUCGAUCGACGUGGCUGUGGUCGCCGAGCCGUACUUCGUCCCCGCCCGUGUCAACUGGUUGGGGUGCGCUGAUGGUUUGGUGGCCAUUAUUGGCGGGACUCUGAUCGACCCGUCCAGGGGCCGCGGCUGGGUUGCCGCGGUUUCGGACGGCAUCGCCGUCGUGGGGACGUAUUUCUCCCCCAACAAGAGUCUCGCCGACUUCGAGGGUUUCCUUGUCGAGUUGGGUGCCGUCGUGAACCGCUACCACCCUCGUCCCGUUCUGGUGCUCGGGGAUCACAACGCCAAGUCAUCGGCGUGGGGAUCUCCGGUCACUGACUCUCGGGGCGAGGUGUUGGAAGAGUGGGCGGUGACGACCGGUCUGGUCGUCCUGAAUCGGGGUUCGGAAUACACGUGCGUGCGGCAGCGGGGCGGGUCGAUUGUGGACGUUUCGUUCGCAAGCCCCUCUGUCGCCGGCCGAGUCCGAGACUGGCGUGUCGCCGCGGAGGUGGAGACGUUAUCGGACCAUCGUUAUAUCCGGUUCGACGUCUCCGCUCAGACCGCGAACGGCCGCCAUCCAACAACCCCGAUCAACGACGGCCCCCGAUGGGCGCUCAAGAACAUCGACAGGGAACUACUCGAGGAAGCUGCCUUAGUCCAGUCCUGGAUCUGGGAGUCGGCGACGGACGGCCUCGUCGACGCUUCCGCAAGGCGCCGGGUGUACUGGUGGACCGACGAGAUCGCGCGGCUGCGCGUUGAGUGCGUCGCAGCUCGCCGCCGGUACACUCGAUACCGGAGACGACGUCGACGGGAUCCCGUCGAGGAGGGCGCGCUGUAUGAGGUGUACCGCGCGUCCAAGGAGACUCUGUGGCUGGCCAUCGGCGACUCGAAGUCGCGUGCCAGGGAGGAGCUGCUGGGGUCCCUGGACCGGGAUCCGUGGGGGCGCCCCUACCGUUGGGUACGGGGCAAGUUGCGUCCCUGGGCGCCCCCAGUGGUCCAGGGCAUGCAGCCCCAGUUGCUAGAGGCGGUGGUGUCGGCCCUCUUCCCUGAGCGGACGGGACACGUUCCCCCGGCGAUGGCCCAAGCUGAUGGGAACGAAGUUAAUGCGUUAAGGACUGAGGUCCGUGAGUUCCGCGAGGAAUUGAUGGGCAGAGUCGACGCACUGGAAGUCCGAGUUAAUGAAGUGGAGGAAAAGAUUGAGCAAUCGGUUUCUCCUCGUCUUGCAGAGCUGGAAACGACUGUUAGCGAGCUUAAGCUGCAGCUCAAUGAGCGUGAGCAGGAGUCGUUGCUCAAUGAUGUGCAAGUUUCUGGUGUGCCGGAGACUAAGGGGGAGAACCCAACCCAGCUAUUGAACUUUCAGGACGUUAAAUUGGGCGUGUCACUUGAUGAGCGUGACGUGGUGUUUGUCAGAAAUUUAAAGCAGUAUCCGCUGUCAACAGAGUUGCAUCUCGCCUACACAAAGCUUCUAAUGUGA